AUGUCAAAAGCUGUUAAUGUUGCCGUCAUCGGUACAGGUGUCGUUGGUUCUGCCUUCAUGGACCAAAUCAUUGCUAUGAAAUCUUCAAUUACUUACAAUAUCGUUUAUGUUGGUGAAAGCUCUUCCGCUUUAAUCUCAAAGGACUUUUCUCCAUUGAACUUGGACUCCAACUGGAGAAAAACAUUAACCGACUCUUCCGACAAAUCCUUACCUCUAGACGAUUUAGUCACUCACCUAAAGGGUUCAUCUUUACCAGUCAUCUUAGUUGACAACACUUCCAAUGCUCAAGUCGCUGCUACUUACACAAAAUUAGUCGAAAAUGGUAUUUCUAUUGCUACUCCUAAUAAGAAAGCCUUCUCUUCUGAUUUAGAUACAUGGAACAGAUUAUUUUCUGGUAAGCCAGGUAAGGGUUUCGUAUAUCAUGAAGCUACUGUCGGUGCUGGUUUACCAAUUCUUGCGCCAUUAAGAGAAUUUAUUCAAACCGGUGAUGAAGUUGAAAAAAUUGAAGGCAUCUUCUCUGGUACUUUAUCAUACAUUUUCAAUGAAUUCUCUACUUCUUCUCAAAAUGAUGUGAAGUUUUCCGACGUUGUUAAAGUUGCAAAACAAUUAGGUUACACCGAACCAGAUCCAAGAGAUGAUCUAAACGGUUUAGAUGUAGCUAGAAAAGUCACUAUUGUUGCUAGAAUCUCCGGCUUACAAGUCAAGUCAGUAGACUCUUUCCCAGUACAAUCUUUAAUUCCAAAACCUUUGGAAUCUGUUGCCUCUGUAGAUGAGUUUUUAGCUAAAUUAUCUGAAUAUGAUGGCGACUUAUCAAAGUUAAAGGAAGAAGCCGCUAAGGAAGGUAAGGUUUUAAGAUUUAUUGGUAAGGUCGAUGUACCAACAAAUACUGUUUCCGUAGGUAUUGAAAAAUACGAUGCCUCCCAUCCUUUUGCAUCCUUAAAGGGUUCUGACAACGUUAUUUCUAUCAAGACCAAACGUUACACAAACCCAGUCAUUAUCCAAGGUGCCGGUGCCGGUGCCGAUGUGACUGCUGCUGGUGUUUUAGGUGAUGUCAUUAAGAUUGCUCAAAGAGUUUAA
This is a messenger RNA of Tetrapisispora phaffii CBS 4417, 1077 nucleotides long. It is a transcript of the gene HOM6, whose product is annotated as homoserine dehydrogenase. The transcript has a single exon. Bases 1 to 1077 code for a protein of 358 amino acids. NCBI's taxonomy places the organism in Eukaryota, Fungi, Ascomycota, Saccharomycetes, Saccharomycetales, Saccharomycetaceae. Gene Ontology annotation, molecular function: NADP binding; aspartate kinase activity; homoserine dehydrogenase activity. Gene Ontology annotation, biological process: aspartate family amino acid biosynthetic process; L-homoserine biosynthetic process. The record is from RefSeq and is a predicted model, not a curated record.